AUGGCGCCAUCCGCUGCCGCUGCAGCCAGCAGCACCGAGGCUGACGGGGCACAGCGCAUGGCCAAGUUCCUCUGCAGUUUCGGAGGCAGCAUCCUGCCCCGCCCCCUCGACGGCCGUCUCCGCUACGUCGGCGGCGACACCAGGAUCGUCAUGCUGCCCCGCGACAUAUCCUACUCCGACCUGGCGGCGCGGAUGCGGGAGCUCUAUGACGAUGCCGAUAUCAUCAAGUACCAGCAGCCUGAUGAGGAUCUUGAUGCACUGGUCUCGGUUGUUAAUGAUGAUGAUGUGGUGAACAUGAUGGAGGAGUAUGACAAGCUCAUUGCUGCGGGAGAGGGGUUCACUAGGCUCAGGGUCUUCUUAUUCUCGCAGCACCUGGAUGAUGAGGCUGCAUCAGCAGCUGUGCAUUACCAUGGGGAUGAGCGGGAGACGGAGAGGAGGUAUGUCGACGCGCUUAACAGCCUUGGUGACAUGAGAUCACCUUCAUCUCCUGUGUCAGUGGAGCAGCUUUUUGGUAUCGGAGGCAAUGAGUCAGGAAUUCCCGAUAUUGCUGGCCUGCGGCAUUUGAAUGUUCCUCGUGCCUCACAUAAUCAGCGGUAUGGGGAGAUGGAUUCUCCUUGGAGCCCUGCAUAUAUCUCUCCGGGGCAGUAUGGAGUGCCUGAUCCAAGGGAUUUUCCCAUUUCACCAUCAUCUGCAAGGUUUCAAGUUGGAGCAGAGGACUUUGAUGAGAGGAUUCCUGAUGAUUUUGUGAGGCAAUCGCCAAAAUAUCGGCAUUAUGAGGCUCAGUCACCGCCACAUGUGGAUAACUUGGUCUGGCUUCCACCUGGUGCUGUAAUUCAGCAAAAUGCUGGCUUCCCAGGGAAUUUGGGCCGCUCCGGCAAUUUCUUGGAUGGAAACAGUGUAUAUGACUCCCGUUCGUCAUUCCAGAAGGGUCAAGGUUCAGUGAGUGAUCCUCGUUAUAUGGAUCCCCGUUGGAGGCCAGUCCAACAACAUUUUGAUCAAUCAAGCAUGGCAAGUGAGUAUUCUGCUCACCCUGCUAUUCAGCGUCCAGAUUAUGGUCGUCCUGGUGAGCAUUAUGUUGUAGGCCAAGAUGUUAGACUGGAAAAUGGUGUUUAUGUGAAAGAGCAAACGGUGCAUCCCAACCAAAGCCAUCAACGGUAUGAGGAUCCAAGGUUGAAUCUGCCUGCUAAUGGUAGAGUGAUGGAUCCGUAUGCUGAUAGCAACUCAGCUAAUUCUGCAUUUGCACCCAGCAAAGUAUAUGAAAUGCAUUCAACAUCUCACAGCCGCUCAAGCCAUGAAAGUCCCCACUAUUAUCAUGGCAGUGGCCAGGGCGAGCAUGUGAGUAGUGGCUCCUAUGUCCAGACAUCAGGUUUUGAAGAAUCGACAGGCCAGCAUUACAGCCAUACUUCAACAUAUGGUGCUGAUACCUUUUACCAAAUGCAGCAGAACUUGCCGCCACUUCAAUCCAUGAGAAGGAGAGCAAGCAGCCCUGUUCACACAGGCUCAUCAUAUGAAUCACCGCACCUGCCGAUCCCAAAUGGGAGCAUCAACUCCAACUUUGUCAGAAACACAGGUGAUGUUAGUCCAAGGAUUCCUGGUAUGCCUGCAUAUGAUCGAGUCCCAAACCCAUGGCCUUCACCCAAUGGCAACAUACCAUAUAGAAUCGUUGGACAUGAUGUUCCCGCUGUUGUUGAGAACCCUUCUUCCCUUGGUUCUCGGUCAGGUCCAAACACUGCUCAGUAUGUUCAGCCUUUCUUUGCCCCAGAAUCAGUCCAGCAGCAACCAGGAGCUCCAUUGGUAGAAAUUUUUCCUGAAAGAGCAUCCGCUGGACCCAUGCUAUCACCGCUUGAUGGUAAAGUAUCUGUUGCUGCGGUACCCCUUGCUGAUCAUUUGUCCAGGUUGGACAUUAACACAACAAAGAAAUUGGAAGGAGCAGAUGAUGAAAGGCACACUCAAAAUGUGACUGAAACAAAACCUUCACACGCUGCGAGUGACCCUAGCACCUUGGUUCACAAUGUUGGAGUUGAUCUCCAACGGGGCAAACCUACAGAACAUGACGGUGGGGCUGUUGCAUUGCAGCAGUGUGGGGAUAUAUCGGAGAACAGAUUAAAUAUCCUUCCAGAGUUUGUUGCCUCUGUUAAAAAGGCUGCACUGGAAGAGUCUGAGAAGCCAGUAGAGGUUCAGCCAGAUGCUCGUCCUGCAAAUUCACCUGUUUGUGAUAACGGCAAUGAUGGGAAGAAGUUUGAUGAGAAUACUGAUGUAGAUCAGGACCCUGAUGUGCAUGGAAGCUGCGACCAGCACAAAAGUUCUGGGAUCGAAACUACACCCGCUGAAGCUGAAGCUUUGUCUAAAGGAUUACAGACUAUAAGAAAUGAUGAUCUGGAGGAAAUCAGAGAGCUUGGUUCGGGUACUUAUGGGUCAGUCUUUCAUGGUAAAUGGAGGGGUUGUGAUGUUGCCAUCAAAAGAAUAAAAGCUAGUUGCUUUGAUGGAAGGCCAUCUGAGAGAGAGCGCUUGAUAGCGGAUUUCUGGAAAGAAGCUCAGAUCCUGAGCUCGCUUCAUCAUCCAAAUGUAGUUUCAUUUUAUGGUGUUGUUCGUGAUGGCCCUGAUGGAAGCUUAGCGACUGUUACCGAGUUUAUGGUCAAUGGGUCUCUCAAACAAUUCCUGAGGAAGAAAGACAGGACAAUUGAUCGCCGCAAAAGGGUUAUAUUGGCUAUGGAUGCUGCAUUUGGCAUGGAAUAUUUGCAUGGGAAGAAUAUUGUCCAUUUCGAUCUCAAGUGUGAGAACCUACUGGUAAACAUGAGAGAUCCACAACGACCGAUCUGCAAGAUUGGUGAUCUUGGGCUAUCAAAGGUGAAGCAGCAUACUUUGGUGUCUGGUGGUGUUAGAGGAACCUUACCAUGGAUGGCACCUGAGCUUCUGAGUGGGAAAAGUGAUAUGGUGUCCGAGAAGAUUGAUGUCUACUCAUUUGGUAUUGUGAUGUGGGAGCUACUUACCGGGGACGACCCUUAUUCUGAUAUGCGUGCAGCUGAAAUUAUUGGGGGCAUCGUGAACAAUUCUCUUCGUCCUCAGAUCCCUUCCUGGUGCGAUCCUGAAUGGAAAUCAUUGAUGGAAGGUAGUUGGGCUGGUGAACCAGCUCAAAGGCCAUCCUUCACUGAAAUAUCUCAAAGGUUGCGGAAAAUGGCCGCGGCAAUGAGAUUUUAUGAAGGCCUUCCAUGGGAGGAGAAACUCAUCACGGACGGUUCUAAAGCGUAUUUGAUGUGA
Molecule: messenger RNA, 3258 nt
Organism: Triticum turgidum subsp. durum (durum wheat)
Lineage: Eukaryota; Viridiplantae; Streptophyta; Magnoliopsida; Poales; Poaceae
Source: the annotation of a GenBank genome assembly